UGGCUGAUAUUAAAAUGCAGCCAAGCUAAUGUUAAGACUCAGCAGAUAAAUUAUGGCAAGCAAAUAUUAUUCUAUUUUUAGUAUAUUACUUUUAUAGUAACCAUUCAAGGUAAUCGAGGAAACUUGUUUUGGAUAAACAAAAUAAGAACUGUAUAUUAAUAAUUCUAAAGCCCAAUAUAUCACUAUAUCAUAAACACGAUGCUACCAAGAAAAUGGAACACUAUGAUUAUUUUAAUACAUGUUAAUUAUCUAAUAACUCUAUUUAAGACCCUAGAUUAAAUCUUGUACAAAUUACAAGUCGAAAACCACUCUAUCGGGUGUGCAGCACCUCCAGGAAAUAAUUAAUAGGUCUCAGUGUCUUCUUGUUAGUGGGCGGAGGUGAGGGAAUUAAAACUCAGUGAAUCUCUCCAUCGGCGCAGUCAAUGCUGUGAAUUUCUAAAGUAAAAGCAGCGGUCAUUAGCAGUCAUGGUCUCUUGGUCACAAUCUGAACGGAAUGAUAUUGAAGAUCUCUGGAGCAAAAUCAAUGUCGAAGAGAUCGGGCCUCAGGCCCUGGCAAGAGUGCUGAUAGUCUACCCCUGGACUCAGCGCUAUUUCGGCAAAUUUGGAAAUCUGAACAGUGUCGCUGCCAUCCUGGGAAACCCUUCAGUCGCUGCUCAUGGGAUAGUAGUGUUGAAGUCUCUGGACCUGGCAGUGAAGGACCUGGACAACAUCAAGGCGACCUACACGAAACUGAGCGAGCUCCACUGUGAGAUUCUCAAUGUAGACCCCGAUAAUUUCCGGCUUUUGGCCGAUUGCCUCACCAUCGUGGUCGCGACCAAAUUCGGAGCCGCCUUCAGCCCUGAGAUUCAGGCAACAUGGCAGAAAUUUCUGGCCGUCGUCGUCGCCGCUCUGAGCAGCCGCUACUUCUAAACUCUCCUAUUCUGAUCUGCUUUCUAUUUGUUGACAUAAACUGCACAUAAACAAACAAAAGAAGAAUUAAUGAGUCAGUUUUCAAUUCUGAAUAUAGUUACCCUUUUAUCACAAGGUAUACCAAGAAUAUGAAAUGUAGGAUUCAUUGUAAUUUUUCAUUGCUUCACUUGAUGUUAUUAAAAGUGCUUGUUAAAA
This is a messenger RNA of Hemibagrus wyckioides, 1104 nucleotides long. RefSeq names its product hemoglobin cathodic subunit beta-like. Gene Ontology annotation, biological process: hydrogen peroxide catabolic process; oxygen transport. NCBI's taxonomy places the organism in Eukaryota, Metazoa, Chordata, Actinopteri, Siluriformes, Bagridae. Gene Ontology annotation, cellular component: blood microparticle; hemoglobin complex; haptoglobin-hemoglobin complex. The transcript is spliced from 3 exons. The record is from RefSeq and is a predicted model, not a curated record. Gene Ontology annotation, molecular function: oxygen carrier activity; heme binding; organic acid binding. The coding region runs from base 466 to 909 and encodes 147 amino acids.